AACAUGUGGCAGAAAACGAGCAUGUUGGAGUGCGCGCCUUUUCUUCUCUCUCCUGUAAAACUUAGUAGGGCGUAGCAGUGCGGUGGUGUAUCGAGUCUCGCUAGUCUUUAGUUCAGUGCCAUGGCGAGUAAACUUGGAUACAAAUCUUGGACGUUGGAUGAAAAGCUCCAAAUGAUAAGAGAAUUUGAGCAAUCUGGAAUGUCUAAGGCUGCUUUUGCAAAACGGAAAGGAGUCCCUCGCACAACGUUCAUUGCCAUUUUGUCCUUAAAAGAUAAAAUUGAAAGUUCUUUAGGUGUUCAGGAUGGCGAGAAGAGAAAGAGAAUGCGUGUUUCGACCUUCGAAGACGUUGAAAAUGCUCUUGUUAAAUGGUUUAGAAUGGCCCGAGCCCAAAACAUUCCAAUUUCAGGACUUAUCCUGAAAGAGAAAGCUUUGCAAUUUGCAAAUGAACUGGGUGUUUCGGAGCUCUCGGCGAGCAACGGCUGGUUUGAACGGUUCAAAGAGAGACAUGGACUUUCCUUCAAAAAGAUGUGCGGAGAAGCAAAAUGGUCUCUUAAAAGAUGUUCUCCAGCGCUAUAACCC
Molecule: messenger RNA, 579 nt
Organism: Parasteatoda tepidariorum (common house spider)
Lineage: Eukaryota; Metazoa; Arthropoda; Arachnida; Araneae; Theridiidae
Source: RefSeq, a predicted model, not a curated record